AUGGUUGGACUCUUCGAAGAUGGUGCUCUUGCACUGGAGGAAGGGGUUCAGCGGAGGUCGCGCUCGCUUCGAAAUCGCAUUCGGGCACUUGAGCGUCUCCUACGCUGGGAGAACCUUGCUACCGGUGCGCGGGCAGCCAAAAUCCAAGAACUUGAAAGUCUGCAGCGUCUACUUCAUAGAAGAAAACGCCAGUCCGAAAAGGAUGCUAUUACGCGUAAGUACCUUCCUAUUCGUAAGCGAGAGGAGCGCAAGCUCUGCAACGAGCUUCAGCGCCUGCUGGAAGAACGACCGGAGGACGUUCCGGACUAUGACUCGAAAAAGGCGCAGCUGGAGCGAGACCUAGAAUACGUGCGGCACUUUCCGGCGGGCGUGAAAUACGUGGCACUCUUUCCGAAAGGUGGUCACUCACCGCGCGCUCUGAAACUGAUCAGGCGUUUUCGUGCCCGCAUAGCGCGACAGCUUCGGGAACAAGUGUCCAGUGGUGCCGCUGAUAUUCCAGACAAGAGCCCAGAGAAACUCACAGAGGCACUGGAGGGACCCAGGCAUGCUUUUUCCGCCCCGCAUAACGUUGCAAGCAGCGGCAUGCGCAAACGCUCCCAUGCGGUUGGUGCUGUCCUUCCACCAGACGCUGUGUCGUCGCUUCGAAGUGACAUACGCAGUCGGAUGCAUCAGAGAACGAAUGAUUUGCAGCGUGCGUCUCGUAUGGAGAUGUCCGGGGACCACGAAAAGCUUCAAGAUACGGUUCAAGCACGCGCAAGGCAGACGCUGCGGUCGCGAUCGAUUGAUGAUCAUCUGCCCAGGGUGCCUGGUAGGAGGCAAGCCCAACGCAAGGCCGAUGAAAAAUCGUCUUUGGAGCAACCAGAGCCACCGACAAGACGAUGCGAACCCCGGGCGGUUGCUACGUUGCCCCGAGUCAGCUACACUGAUCCAUUGCUGGAGCCCGACACGGACUCGGAGACUCGGGACUCGACGCGAAUAUACAGGCAAAGCGGUGAUGACGAAGAUGAUGCCCUAGAACGCCACGUAUUCCUUGCCCGAUUGCGAUGUCCAGACGAUCGACCAGAUCGAGCAGCGACAACGCGUCGCUCGCGAGGCCGUGGCCGUAUACUGGGUAGCGUCGAACCCGGCGCUUAUGACAGUGCCGCAGUUCCGACGGGAACCGUGUAA
This is a messenger RNA of Cyanidioschyzon merolae strain 10D, 1167 nucleotides long. RefSeq lists its product as hypothetical. The transcript has a single exon. Gene Ontology annotation, biological process: maturation of SSU-rRNA from tricistronic rRNA transcript (SSU-rRNA, 5.8S rRNA, LSU-rRNA). NCBI's taxonomy places the organism in Eukaryota, Rhodophyta, Bangiophyceae, Cyanidiales, Cyanidiaceae. The record is from RefSeq and is a predicted model, not a curated record. Gene Ontology annotation, cellular component: nucleolus; preribosome, small subunit precursor. Bases 1 to 1167 code for a protein of 388 amino acids.